AUGACCAAAAAGAGUGGUCAUGAGGGUGGUACCUCCCUUAAUGGUAACGGCAGCUCCUCCACAACUCCUUCAAACACCGUCCCCACAUCUUUGACCUUCGCUGGGAGUGUCGCUGCGACGCGGAAAACAUUUCUGCAACGGGAAGCCGUAUUGGAUGCCUGUGCUGUCACCACAAACAAUGUUGCCUUGGCGCAAGCGCGUCGCACAGCACUGCGUGAUAGCGGCGCACGCAUUGUGAAAUUAUUUGAGGAAUUGGCUCAAACGUAUGCGGCCAACAUGAAAACUGCAACAGCAUCACAGGAGGGCAGCGGCACAGGAACGCCGAGUGCGAAGGACGGGCCCAUCACGGUGGAGCAACUCAACAUGAUUAACUGCAUGGCCGAGGCAUACGCAGAGUCGUUUCGUAAGGAAUGUGGUCUAGAGCUAGCAUUAGGGGAUAUGGUCAUGUCGGACGCCCCCGCAAACACUUCCAAAAAGGAAAAUGACAACAGCGGCAGCAGAAACCAUAACUCGGCUUCGAAAGGUGGCGAUAGCACCGGUGGGGAGGCUGGCGGAACCGCUGCCGGACCGGCGCAGGAGGCCAUACGGAGACGGAUUGCUCCACUACAACGGGCGCUAGCUAGUGCGAAGGAGUUGCGCAACAUACCGACCUACAACAAGGUUCUCUCCGUUGCUCAGAGGGGUAACGUGGGGGCAAAUAGCCUAACAACGCUGGUAAAGAAUCUGACUGAAACACUGGAGGAGUCACUUCAGGAAUUAGAAGGGGGAUAUGGGUCCUGCUCGAAUUCCGCCAAUGAUGUUGCAGAGUGGGCCUGUUGGGUUCAGCCGCUCGUGCGACUGACCAACGAGUGCCUUCAAACAAAGCCACUAGAAAAAAUAAUGGAAGGGCCACGUGAGCGCCUGCGUCGUGUGGCCUUUGAUGUGGAGGAGAAGCAGCGUGAACAGGAGGACGCGGUGACAGAUGGUGAUAUGGUACGCUCUGAACAACUAUACUUUGAGAAGACUGCCCUGCUGGAGAGCAUGCGGCCCAUAUAUGAUGAGUUGGAGGCAGCAAUAGAGGAAAGCAAGCGGGCUUCUGUGGACGAGCCAUCGAAGGAGCUGCGGUCACUUGUAAAGGAGCUGAGCACAAAACAGGCACCAAAAGUGUUGGAUCGGGAGAAGCAGGUACGAAGGAGGGGGAAAACGGACUUGGAGCGGCUCCUCGCACGUCGUGAGGAAAUUAUGGCUGCGCGAACAAAGCAGACUUCCACCUUCAAAGUGUACCUUGCUGAAUGGGAUAAGAUGUUCCGUCACAACGAACAGCAGCAGGAAAACUGCCUGCGGGCUAUUGAGGAAUUGGAGCAGCGACUCAAAUAUCUCUCGGAAGAGAGAGCCAUACUGGUGGAAGACCGGCUGGAGGUGGCUGCCCAGGAGCAACAACGCUCGGAGGACGCAGCGAGUUUCAUGUUGUUUGCGGCUCAGCAUGAGCAGAAGCUCCGCAAAACUAUUGAAAACCUCGAUCAAAGCCUUUCAUGUGGCGAGAGGGUGCUUGAGGUGGUGCGUUCAUCGUACCAUCAUCUUGGCAAGUAUCUCCAGGAUAUGGUGCAGCGUGAGGCUGAUGAGCAACUGCUUGAAGUGCGCAAGGAGCGCCUGUCACACUUUCGUGGGCUCUACCUCACGCUUGGCGAACUUAAAUACAAAAAAGAACGGCACUUGGAGGAGUUGGACAAACGCAUUGAGUACUAUCACGUGCAGCAGGAACUUGCCAUGGACACCUUCAACCCUAAAGCGAAGGAGUUCAGUAAGGCCAAGAAAGACCUUCUUGAGGUGAAGGAAACUAUGCAGCAACAAAUUGACCUUAUUGGGCAGAAGGCUGUGAAGCAGUUGGAAGACUUCAAGCCCACAGAACAACUGUUGCUGGCGUCCGGUGUGAAAUUUGUCCACCCGGUGAAGGAGCUGGAAGAAAUGAACCAGCGACGGACGCAGAAGUUGCUCGAGUACCACAACCUCAUGUCUACCAUUGGAGAUGGUCGAUCCCGCGAAGAAGCGGAGGCUAAUGGAAAGGUGGCGCCUAAAACGUCUUCAUAG
Trypanosoma brucei brucei TREU927 is the source of this 2067-nucleotide messenger RNA. Its product is annotated as paraflagellar rod protein, putative. The transcript has a single exon. Gene Ontology annotation, cellular component: motile cilium. Gene Ontology annotation, molecular function: calmodulin binding. Bases 1 to 2067 code for a protein of 688 amino acids. The record is from RefSeq and is a predicted model, not a curated record. NCBI's taxonomy places the organism in Eukaryota, Euglenozoa, Kinetoplastea, Trypanosomatida, Trypanosomatidae.